CUCAGGUAUGAUACAGAAAUAAGUUAGGGUAUGACGUGGACCAAUUAGAAAGGUGCAGGUGGCAAGGAAUUUAUUUUAAGUUAUUUCAAUUUUUAAUAACCGAAAAAGGGAAAAAGAAAUUAAAGUUAACCUUAGUUAACCGAAGUUAACCCAAGGUGGCAGGUAGUCAGAGUUGAAUGACUACUCCACUUUUCACCUUCCCAAAAUUAUCUUCCCUUGCAUCAGCUUUAUCUUCCCGGAGAAGCUUUACUAUUCCCAAACAAAGACCAAGCUCAGUGCAACUCCGCCGGUCCUUUCUCCUCUGAACUUCAAGGUACCGCUUAGUGUUUUGUCUCACUCUUUCCCUUUCCCCUCUCUUCCUCCUUUGUCGUUACGUUUUUCAGUUUCAGUUUAAGUUUUCCGUUUUGUCUCUGAUGUCGGUUUCCAUUUACUUGUCGUUUUAAUCGUUUGGUUUUUUGUUUUGUUUACAUGCUUUGGUGCGUGUUCGUGUCUUGUUCGUGAAGGGUGGUAAAGCACGAUCCUUUUGUCGCUUCUCUUUCAUUAUCUGACGACUGUCACAAGUUUAAGAAAUGGCCUCCCAAUCAUUUACUUCCCCUAGAUCUGGAAAUUUUGUUAAUGAUGGAAGGCGUUGCAAGUGUGGUGUUUAUCCGACCCUUAAGACGUCAUGGACUAAGUUCAACUAUGGGCGCACUUUUUAUCAAUGCCCUACUGGGGGGUGCAAUUAUUUUGAUUGGGCUGAAGGUCCUACUCAAGCUGUGGAUGAAGUACCUCAAAUGAACCAUUCUACUGUGAGUAAUUCACAAAGUAACAAGGAGACCACUGCUGCUCAGAUUGAGGAAGCCACUUUUAAAGUUUUGCUAGCUGAUGCAAGGAGGAGGGAGGAAGCUUAUGAGCAGGUUAUUAGGGGCACUUGGGUGUUUGUUUUGGUUUGUAUUGUGCUUGUGAUUGUUGCAAUAGCUUUUGCAAGCAAAAUGGGUUAAGUUUAAGUGUCUGAAAUGUAGUACGUAUUUAAGACUUGAAACUUAUAUGUUUUGUUGCAAUAGCUUUUGGUUCCAUGUUUCUACGUAGCUUAUAUGUCUUUAUGUAAUGAUCUACAUUUGGCCCAGAACCAUAAUUUAUGCUAUCAUGAAGUUUAGUAUGGAAACA
Lotus japonicus is the source of this 1146-nucleotide messenger RNA. RefSeq lists its product as uncharacterized. The transcript is spliced from 3 exons. The record is from RefSeq and is a predicted model, not a curated record. Gene Ontology annotation, molecular function: zinc ion binding. Bases 570 to 980 code for a protein of 136 amino acids. NCBI's taxonomy places the organism in Eukaryota, Viridiplantae, Streptophyta, Magnoliopsida, Fabales, Fabaceae.